This is a messenger RNA of Salvelinus namaycush (lake trout), 1206 nucleotides long. RefSeq names its product potassium channel subfamily K member 9-like. The record is from RefSeq and is a predicted model, not a curated record. Gene Ontology annotation, molecular function: potassium ion leak channel activity. Gene Ontology annotation, biological process: stabilization of membrane potential; potassium ion transmembrane transport. The transcript has 2 exons. Gene Ontology annotation, cellular component: membrane. NCBI's taxonomy places the organism in Eukaryota, Metazoa, Chordata, Actinopteri, Salmoniformes, Salmonidae. The coding region runs from base 1 to 1206 and encodes 401 amino acids.
AUGAAGCGGCAGAACGUGCGGACCUUGUCCCUGAUCAUCUGCACGUUCACGUACCUGCUGGUCGGGGCCGCGGUGUUCGAUGCCCUGGAGUCAGAUUUCGAGAUGCGGGAGAAAGAACAGCUGGAGGCAGAGGAGAAGCGUCUCCAAGGGAAAUAUAACAUUAGCGAGGACGACUACCGCAAACUGGAGACCAUCAUUAUGGAGGCCGAGCCCCACAGGGCUGGGGUUCAGUGGAAAUUUGCUGGAUCUUUUUACUUUGCCAUCACAGUCAUCACCACCAUAGGUUAUGGCCAUGCAGCUCCCGGCACAGACGCGGGGAAGGCCUUCUGCAUGUUCUAUGCCGUCCUGGGGAUACCCCUGACCCUGGUCAUGUUCCAGAGCCUAGGCGAAAGGAUGAACACCUUCGUCAAGUCCCUACUGAAGCGCAUCAAGAAGUGCUGUGGCAUGCACAUCACCGAUGUUUCCAUGGAGAACAUGGUGACGGUGGGGUUCUUCUCCUGCAUCGGUACGCUGUGCAUUGGGGCAGCCGCCUUUUCCCACUACGAGGACUGGAGCUUUUUCCAGAGCUACUACUACUGCUUCAUCACACUGACUACCAUCGGCUUCGGGGACUUUGUGGCUCUGCAGAAGAACCGGGCCCUGCAGCGGAGGCCCCUGUACGUGGCCUUCAGCUUCAUGUACAUCCUGGUGGGCCUGACUGUCAUAGGAGCCUUCCUCAACCUGGUGGUGCUGAGGUUCCUGACCAUGAACAGUGAAGACGAAAGGCGGGAUGCCGAGGAGAGGGCCUCGCUGGCGGGGAACAGAAACAGCAUGAUCAUCCAUAUCCAGGAGGAGACACUGGGGAGAGGAGGUGGUGCCAGGAGGAGGCACAGGGAAACGCAGGGCCAGUACUGCGCUGAGGUCACCGACCUGCCUUCUGUAUGCUCCUGCAUGAACUACCACUCACAUGAGUUUGGUAGCUGUGGGGGAGGGAUGGGAGGAGGGAUGGGGGGCGGAGGGAUGGGCUGUGCCUUCUCUCACCAGAACUCCUUUAGUUCCCAGUUGAACCCCCACCAGUACUUUCACUCGGUGUCGUACCGCAUCGAGGAGAUCUCUCCCAGCACCCUAAAGAACAGCUUCUUCCCCUCGCCCAUCAGCUCAGUCUCCCCAGGCCUCCACAGCUUCACAGACAAUCACCGACUCAUGAAGAGAAGGAAAUCUAUCUGA